Molecule: messenger RNA, 880 nt
Organism: Morus notabilis
Lineage: Eukaryota; Viridiplantae; Streptophyta; Magnoliopsida; Rosales; Moraceae
Exons: 2
Coding region: 100-726 (208 amino acids)
Source: RefSeq, a predicted model, not a curated record
CUUCAUAUUGAAUCUCCACCUUUCGUUUGGCCUUUCCCAGUUCUCAAUUCUCGUAAAAAACUUGGGAGCGAGGAAAAAGAUGGAGAAAAAAAAAAAAAAAUGAAGCUCAAACUUCAACUACUACGGCUAAUAAUUUCAACUUCUCCAAUAAUAUUUCUAACCCUAAACCUUUCAACAAUCUGCUUAUCAUCACCACCACCAGCAGCCGAAAACCCGAUUCCGACCCGGUGGCCGGAGCAGUUCCACGCGCUUUUGUUCAUGAACUUUACCCCCACCGGGGAGCUCCAUUUAGCCGACCUUUGGUACGACUGGCCUAGAGGCCGCAACGUCAACAUUCACCAGAAUCAGCUCGCGAAGAAGCUCCUUUUCGCCGUCGAGUGGAACAACGGCACGUCGUUUUACUACACACUAGGCAACGGCGGCGAUGGCGAUGGCGGGACCUGCGACGUUACGCAAUUCGAGGUCGGGAUUCCCCGGCCGGAUUUCCUGGCCGAGGGAGCCGAGUACCUUGGGACGCAAGUAACGGACGGGUUUCUCUGCCAUGUGUGGGAGAAGGCGGAUUUCAUUUGGUACUAUGAGGAUGUUCUCACCCGUCGUCCCGUCCGUUUUGAUUUUUCUGAUGGCGGAAUAACUAAUCACGUAAUGACGUUUGAGGUUGGUGCAGUUUUGCCAGAUUCAGUAACGCAAGCACCUGCCUAUUGUUUCAAACAAGAUAGCGACGCAUGAAAUGAAAUUUAUCAAAUAAUAGAGGCAUAUAUAUAUGUAUAUAUAUACAUAUAUAUAUAUAUAUUGGAUAAGUCGUGGGAACAUGAACAAUAUGUACUUUUUUUUAAUAAAAAAAGACAGUAUCUUAUUCAACAAAAAAAAAAAAGAAAUUUAC